Molecule: messenger RNA, 648 nt
Organism: Chara braunii
Lineage: Eukaryota; Viridiplantae; Streptophyta; Charophyceae; Charales; Characeae
Source: the annotation of a GenBank genome assembly
AUAUCAUUUACAUCUCAGCACCAAAAAGCGAUAUGCGAGCGACAUGUACUUUGAGUCUGGGAACAAGGGAACAUUGUCGUUCUGGGAGAUUGACGAGACCCGGUUUAGCAAGGCGGAGGAAGUUAAGUGCGGAUUGUUCUUUGACACAAAGGACUCGUGGGGUUUCCAUCGAUCUCGGACGCAACUGCGCUGCUUGAAUUGCCAAGCUGUGAUUGGGUACACCUCAAAUGAUGGGCCGGAGGUCAGCCCCAGCCCUGGUGUGUACGGGCUCGGGCCGAGCCAAGCUACACCGAGACGAUCAAGAUAUCGUGUAAAGCUGAGGGCCAUCAUUCCCGACAGUGAACCCAUCAAGGGAAGCUUCGGAUAAAUAGGUUCCGCGGGGAUGGGAAAAAGGGGGGGUGGACUCUUCUGCCUCCCCUCAGAGUAACUAACCCGGCGGAAUCAGGGAUUCCCCCCCCAACUUAGGUUGUCAAGGAGUCCAAAUCAUCUCAUUGCCGAUUGCCGAAAUUGCCGUCGGAAGGUCUUUGAAUAUCUUCUGGCCAUGGGAGAUCUCAUUGCUUGAGAAUCUGUUUGUGCAAGAUGGCAUAUGGGGGCAGGAGAAGGAGGGGGGAGGAGGGGGAGGGAGAUGUGUAUAAGAGACAGAAGCUA